Molecule: messenger RNA, 1245 nt
Organism: Diaporthe amygdali
Lineage: Eukaryota; Fungi; Ascomycota; Sordariomycetes; Diaporthales; Diaporthaceae
Exons: 5
Coding region: 1-1245 (414 amino acids)
Source: RefSeq, a predicted model, not a curated record
AUGCCGACCGAAAGCUCUCCCACAGGCCGUGGCCAUGACCUAUUUUCCCGCUUGAAACACGGUAGUUCCAGCCUCUUGCGCACUGUUGAACUACGUCCCCAUAUUCUCGUCGAUGAGAUGAUGAAUAUAAUUCUCAGCGGAUAUCAAACUGGUCAGGAUGCCCUACUCCGUUGUCUCACUCGCCGUGUUACCGAGACUGUGGCCCUGGAGGAAUCACUAGAUCUAGAGUCCCAGCCUGGCGAUGUCCAAGAGUACACAACCACCAGCCAGGAACGCGUCGACACGGACAGGCAAUCCCUCCCUGACAGCUCUUCCGCCUUUGAGGCUGACGACCCCAUCGUGGCCCAAGAUGCGGCCCCAGAUGAAGAGCAUAACGCUAAUAGAACACUCAUCUUCCGAUCUAAUUUUAUCAAGAUUGGGAUGGCGGUGCUUGCCAUCGGAGUUUUGUUGUGCAUCUUGGUGCCAGGUGUUGUUCUUGGGGUUGCAAUGAAGCAGAUACUGAUGGGCAUUGUGCUGUCUAGUGCUAUCGCCACAAUUAUUGAUGUCCUCAGCCCUCUGGCUAUCUCUGGCCUCCACCAGCAACCUACACUGGACAAUAUGGGCAAAUACAACAUGCUCCAAGACGACACGGAUCAACCUCAUGUGGCUGAGGUAUUUAUUACAGGGCUCAAAACCAUCAUCAAGGAGUUAAAUGUCCAGAACAAGUUCGGCCUGCAUCUGAUCUAUGGACAUGUGAAGCUGGCCAAGGGAAUGGUCAUGAUCGGAAAGCCCAUGAACAAUCUCCACGGCCUCUGGACACACCCGACCAAAGCCGACCAGCUGGACCUGGGGACCCUGCAUGGCUACUUAUUCGUGCUGGGUGCCAACGAGGAGAUCCACCCGUACGAGUUCCGCCCAGGUUCUCUCCCACCGAUGACCGCUAAUGACAAUGCCUUCAUCACCGCCGCGCAGAAGCACCUCCAGCUCAACGGCCUCACGGGAAUCAUCGGUAUCGAACUCCUGGAUCAGGACACACUCGGCAGGCACAUGAAGGAGUUCGUCCUCUCUGACACCGACGGGAUUGCCAUGCUGCCUGCCGAUGCAGAAAUCACCGACCUCAAGGGUAAUGUGACAUCUCACGCCAAGACAACCAAAGGAACCCAUGAGGUCUUCAUCGACGGGAAGGCAUUGCCGGACAUGGAAGGCAACUCUACCCCCGAGGAGGUCAUCAUCGAAGCACUGCGCGAGGCCGGCAUCGUCAACUAA